Molecule: messenger RNA, 4274 nt
Organism: Leptomonas pyrrhocoris
Lineage: Eukaryota; Euglenozoa; Kinetoplastea; Trypanosomatida; Trypanosomatidae
Exons: 1
Coding region: 384-4274 (1296 amino acids)
Biological process (GO): retrograde transport, endosome to Golgi; Golgi to vacuole transport
Cellular component (GO): GARP complex
Molecular function (GO): syntaxin binding
Source: RefSeq, a predicted model, not a curated record
GCAAUCAAAUUUCUUGAACGCGCUCCACAAGGUGCACAGUCAAGCGCACUGAAGGAUUUGCACGUCGUUCGCGUAAAGCCUGGGAUUGUAAUUGGUUGUCGGCGGUUCUGCAGCGUCCGCUUUUGUUUCCUCUUUUUGCUUACCGUGCCUCCUCUGCCUGUUGAUGGUUCUUCUUUCUUUCCUUUUUUCGUUUUUCCCUUCAUUAGCUGCACUGGUAUGGGGACCGCCGUCGUGACCGCGAAAAAUAAGCAAAUAUCAGCAAAGGCUCGCAUCGAUCUCAAGCUACUCUGGUUGUUCCACAAUUGAACGAGGAAGAGGUAUCUAACCAUAAUAACACCUUUCAAUUUCGUGAUUUCUUUCUAUAGCUCUGCGCGUCCUCUGCGAUGGAACAGCACGCUAAUCUGACGUCCUCUACGCACCUCAACACGUCCAGUGCGAGCGUAACGCGCACCGGCCACGACGCCGCCGCCAGCAUCUGCGCCCAUCUUAUCGUGUACAACGGACUCAGUCGCAAGCGCAUCGCCCACGCCGUGGGCCUGCCGGCGCUCGUGAUUGAGGAGUCCAUCAAAAACGGCGUCUCCUCCGCCAUUCUGCGCGCGCAGCUGCGUAGUUGGCUCCACGAAUCAUCCGCGUCACAAAAGCUGCGAGUGCCAGAUGAACUUUUCGCGCAGUUGCAGGAGGAGUGUGCAGCGGACGAGGCGGAGAAGCAGCAGCGCCAGCGCAGCGGCGUCGACGCGUUUGCCUUUUCUGCGCUGGACCCCGUGUCGCAGGCGCACUUCAUUAACCUGCAGCAGUCCGUGGGACAGAGUUUUAUUUCCAUCUUGAACGACCCGGGCGAGCCGACCGCCAACGUCGACUGGAGCACUUGGCUGGGCGGCAAGCUCUAUGAGGCGUUUGACUUCAACGGCAGAGUGGGCAACUUUGACGACUACACACGGAACUUCAAGGAGCGGCAGGUGGGGCCGGAGUCGGCGGCGGCGUUGUUGGCCGAGUACCCGCCCAACCACGACUUCAGCGCCUACGUGAAGCAGAUUUCCGACACGUAUCAGGCGAACCGGCGCGAGGGCAUCGCCAACGCCGCGGAGGAGUGGCGGGACGAGGCGACCGACUUUCUGCAUGGUGGUCGCAGCACUGCGGCGGCGGUGUCGCUGUCGGAGGACGGCGGUCCUUGGCCGCAGGGCGUGCCGAGAGCUUUCUUUGUGAAGGAUUACGACCCUUCAGAGGAGAUGGCGAUGAUGUCGGAGGUGGUUGGUGAGUCGACACCUGCUCUGCCGCCGUCGCCUCCAGCCGCCGACGCCGCCGCUCCAACCUCUUCUCCCCAGAGGCAUCCAGGUGGUGCGAACGCAGCUUCGACAUCCACAAGAGCAACAACGACGUCCUCCUCAUCACCGUCCGCGACGGACAAGGCAGUCACCUCGUCGCCAGAGUCAGCAGCCAUGCCGCUUCUCAGCCGCAUCGUUGACAACACGACCUUUACCGACGACUUCGAGUACCUGGAGGGCCGCAACAAGGAGCUGCGGGCGUGGGAGUCCGCGGUGGAAAAGUGCCUGCUGCAGCACGUCAAGCACCGCUCCGAAGACUUUUUCGCCACGUCGCAGCAGUUCGGCUCCCUCAGCGGAGACGCGCGCAGCGUGCUCGCCGAUGCGCAGGUGGCGCGCGAGGGUGGCAUGCGAGCCGGCGAGCUCUUCGUGUCCGAGUACCUCCGCAUUGGGCAGCUCUACCGUCGUCGGCAGAACUUUGUGCAGCUGCAGCGCACCGCCACCACCGCGCAGCGGGUCCUGCGCCGCCUCGGUGACGUGGAGAACUGGGCCGCGCUGCCGGAGCGCGACUUCAGCGAAAUCCUCGCCAUCGUCAACGCCCUCGUGGACUUGGAGGUGGCCGGCAACAACGCCGACGACAGCGCGAGCAGCAUCUCGUGGAACACGCUGUCGAAGCUGCGGUGCCUUGCCGAGGUGCCGCGACGCGUCAAGGCGGCGCGCAAGGUGCUCGAGCGGGUGGUGCUGGACGAGUACGCGCGUACGCUGCUGAGCGACCUGAGCGAAGGCGACGCCGGGGAGCGAGUGAGUCUGGUCUGCGUGAGCGCGACGCGGCUUGGCGUGCUCAACGCCGCGAACCAGCUUUAUUACGUGAAAGUGGUGGAGGCGUUGCAGGUCGCGGCGCAGGAGGCCUUUGUCGGUUUCCUUAUGAAUAUCGGUACGCUGGACGACAAACACGCGAAUGAUCUGCUGGCGGUGGUGGCGAGCAACACGGUGGCCUUUGCGCUGCCCGAUGCCCGCCAGCAGCUCUGUGGGUUUGCGAAGAGUCUUCGCUGCGACAAGUAUCAGCGGGUUCUGCAGCAGUUCGUGGACGUUCUCGUUGACUUUGUGACGCAGGUGUCGCAGAACUGGGGCUUCUUCGUGACAGGCGGGCUGUGCCGUGCGCUGGCGAUGUUCGACAAUCAAGCCGCGUUGAUCGAACACGCAACACGUGAUUUAUUUGCCCGCGUCUGCGGCGAGGCGGAGUCCUUGGUGGCGUCGAUGCUGGAGGUGUACGCGGGUGGCGAGCAGCUGUCCUCGACGGCGGACGUGGAGCAGCUCGUGCGCAUCAGCACGCAGUUCCCCCUGCGCAUCACAAACGACGUGGCGGGUCGGCUUGUCUCGCUGCUCGACGGCUCCACCGCCGCCUCCGCUGCCGCCUCCUCGAAGGAUAGCCCACGUCGUGGCUCGUUCACGAGCGGAGCAGAGGGAGAGGUGGAGGCCACGAGCGCACAGAACGCCGGAGAGCCGAUGGGCUUCACCGUGUACCGUCCCACGAAAGUCAUCGGCACCACAAUCCAGCGCCUCACCAAGCAAUUCUUCCGCCGCCAGCACAAGGACAACAAAGUAAAAAUCACCAUGGUGACGGAAGGGGAGACGUGGGUGGCGAAGGACACCGUCAGCGCUGCGGUUCAACGCGAGGUGGAGGAGAUGUGCACGUUGAACGCAAACGCGUUGGAGGCGUUUUGUCUGCGUGCGGUUCGGAUGUUGACGACGGCGGGAGAGAGUAGCGGCAGCAGCGUCAUCAACAACAACGGAAGCGUCAACUACGCGCACUCCCGCGGUGUGAGCAGUCUCGCGCGAUCUGCCAACCUGGACAACACUGGGGAGCUGUUCGACACCGAUGCCACGAAGCUGUACGUGCGGCUGCCCCGCUCAUUCGGCGGUGCGACGACGACGACUCCCACCACCUCCCCGACGUACACCUUUCACAACAGCAGCAGCAGCAGCGGCGCGGCAGCGCAUGUGGGUGGAGUAGAGGAGGAGGAGAUGGAGGAAGGCCGCCUCGUGGCAAAUUCACUUCUGGUCUUGAUGGAUCUUUUGCACACCUACCACACCUACAUGGCAACCUUUCCCUUCCUCGCCUUCGAUGUUGCGUCGCGCAUGAUCGAGCUCAUCGAUGCCUACGAAGGUCAGGCAGCCGCCAUGGUGCUCGGCGCGCGUGCGGUGGAAAAGAAGACGCUCACUACCAUCACAACCCAGCACUUAUGUGUGGCCUCGCAGUGCGUGUCGUUUCUCAACGACUUCAUCCCCGCGCUGCAGAAGCACCUCACGGCCGCCGUGUACAACGGCGCAGUGAUAGAGGCGGCGCUGGCGCACCGUGCUCCGCGUGACGCGGUAGCCGUUGCGGGUGCCCUCGGCCUCCUGCCAUUGCUGCCGUCUGCGGUGAACGGCGGUAGCAUCACGUUGGCUGACGGCAGCAAUGGGCCACCACAGAAAGCAAAACUCUUUGUGGAGAACGACUGGAACCGCGUCCUGAAGAACUGCCGUGCCCACCGCAACGAGUUCUUCUCCAAAAUGGGCACGCUCGUCUACCGCAAGGUGGAGAGCCUCGGCUCCGUCAGCGUGCAGAAGAAUCAGUGGUCUGUCGGCGGUAAUGAGUGGGUCAUGGCGAUGCUGCGCGAAGUCGCUCGCUUGAUGCGGGCGGUACGGCCGCUGCUGCCGCUGGCGGACAUGGACGGCGUGGUGGUGCCGCUGAUCGGCAUGCUGAGCGUUAUGCUGCGCGAGGCCACCUCCCGCAUCCCCGUCGCCGCCGUCGACGACUGCGCCGCCGCAACGUCGGACAUGAUGCUCUUUAAGGCAAACGUAGAAAAGUUCGGCUACGAUGUGCUGACGUGUGCGAAGGUGACUUCGGUCUCGGCGGCGAUGCAGGGCGGUCAGAGUUUUGCGCCGGUGUCGUCGGAGGAGGCCGUGCUGACGUGGUUUCUGCCGCCACCAGCCACCCCGUCACCCCCACGAAAUCCAACGACGGCGAAGUAA